AUGCUCAAGAAACAAGUUGGUAUCUUCCCAGAAAGCAGCAUAACUAAUUUCAAUGAUCACAUUCUUUUCAAUUCAAACUUAGUCAAGAACUAAAAUUCAAACUUUGCAUCUACUUGAACACUACUAUAUAGUCACAUACUAAACUCACAAACACUCACAACAAAAUUCGUUAUCUGCUAUAAAGAGAAAGAAAAACAUUUUUGUUUUAUAAACAGAGAGUUAAAGUGUUCUUAAACAUGAUGAUGAUCAACAAAGCCGUUCUUGGUUCGAUCCUGGUCUUCAUGUUGAUCGGUUCAGUUCUUGUUGAGAGUCGUCCGCUUGGUCUAACAAAGACCGAGGAGAAGCUCAUGGCUGGUUUCUUCGAUGGCUUGUCACUUGGUUCGAUGAAAGACUCAGGUCCGAGUCCAGGCGAGGGUCACAAGGUCGUGGAACGGAGGGAUACGUUUCGAUUUGAUAAGCACUCCGGUCCAAGCCCAAGCGGACCGGGGCACUGAUGUUUCAAUCUUUGGUUCAAACUGGGCCGGUUAAAGUGCCCAUACCCGUUUAGGUCGAACAAAUUUUUUAUUUUAUUUUUUUUGUUUCAGUUUCAAUAGUCAGAAAAUAUUAGUAUAUACACUGAUACGUAUAGCAAAAACAUUAAUUGAUGUCUCAUGUUUUUUCUAUUCUCAGGAUUAUUGUUUUGUUAGUUAAAUAAAGUUAUUUGAAAGUAUACAAAUUCUCAAAGUAAUAAUAAUCCAAGUUAUUUUA
Molecule: messenger RNA, 747 nt
Organism: Arabidopsis lyrata subsp. lyrata
Lineage: Eukaryota; Viridiplantae; Streptophyta; Magnoliopsida; Brassicales; Brassicaceae
Exons: 1
Coding region: 237-494 (85 amino acids)
Biological process (GO): regulation of developmental process; innate immune response
Source: RefSeq, a predicted model, not a curated record